GUGUGUUCUCGAUUGGGGUGUUUGCAGAAGUCGGGGUUACUCGGGUGGGCAGCGGCGACUGUUUCUCUACUAGGUAGUUUUAUGCCGAAGUCAUGGUAUGGUAUAUGGUGAAUGUUCGUUGCUAUUGUCGAUGUUUACCUCUCCCUCACGUGUCGCACGUUGAAUGACCCUAGUAGCAUCCAAGUCCGGAUAACCGAUUGUUUUGUUUUGCUACCUGGCAUAGUACCUCGCUCUCUUGCGACUGCAAUGAUGUUAGUUUUUGGAUACAGCGUAUUCACUUUGGCCUACUUCCUCAGGACACCAACAACCGAUUCUAUCUGCUUCGGACUAUAGCU
This is a messenger RNA of Aspergillus japonicus CBS 114.51, 335 nucleotides long. RefSeq lists its product as uncharacterized. Lineage: Eukaryota; Fungi; Ascomycota; Eurotiomycetes; Eurotiales; Aspergillaceae. The transcript has a single exon. The coding region runs from base 112 to 333 and encodes 73 amino acids. The record is from RefSeq and is a predicted model, not a curated record.